AUGGCAUCCAAGGCCUUCUUCGACCCGAUGGUGCUUUUCAGGGUUGCACCCCUGGUCUCGUCUACUUUCGCGCUUCGAUUUUCCGUCGACCAAUACAGCUUCCUCAACGUCCUUUUGGCACAGGAGCACCGCGAAGAUGCCAAGCACAUAAUCCCCUCCUAUUUUAGAAUAUUUUUCCGAAACGGCAUUUGGCACAUUGGUGUUUUGUAUGGUGUCAGUUUCGGCUGCGGCAUCGCGAACUUCUUCAGCAAACCCAACGCCGCCUGGAAGUGGUAUGCCGCGGGUACAGCGCUCACGCUUGCCCACAUGGCAUUUGCACCCAAGAUCAUGUGGUCAAUUAAGGACCUUUAUGACGACGAACCGAAGGGCCAGGGGGACAAGCAUUUGAAGAAGUGGCUGGAUAUCCACGUCAUUAGAUCAGUGCUGGCAGACUUCCCGGCGUGGAUUUGCUUCGGCAUCGCUUGCUUGAAAUCGUUCCAGCCUCUAUGA
Molecule: messenger RNA, 489 nt
Organism: Neoarthrinium moseri
Lineage: Eukaryota; Fungi; Ascomycota; Sordariomycetes; Amphisphaeriales; Apiosporaceae
Exons: 2
Coding region: 1-489 (162 amino acids)
Source: RefSeq, a predicted model, not a curated record